This is a messenger RNA of Sorex araneus (European shrew), 552 nucleotides long. RefSeq names its product selenoprotein K (gene SELENOK). Lineage: Eukaryota; Metazoa; Chordata; Mammalia; Eulipotyphla; Soricidae. Gene Ontology annotation, cellular component: Golgi apparatus; endoplasmic reticulum membrane. The transcript is spliced from 4 exons. The record is from RefSeq and is a predicted model, not a curated record. Gene Ontology annotation, biological process: endoplasmic reticulum calcium ion homeostasis; calcium ion transport.
CAAGAGCGCGCGUCUCUGGCGCCACCCCAGACGCCACAUCCGGUCACCCGCCCCGCAGCCGCCGCCUACCCGGAAGUCGACGGUCUGACGUAGAAAAAAAUAAAAGCCCAAGGGGGCGUGUCCGUGUCAGCAGCCAAUGGGUUCCGCCCACCUCCUCCCGCCGCCUCCGAUUCGUCGAGUGGUGACUUGUGACGAGAGAGACGGGGAGCGGAGGGAGAUACGGAAGCCGGGAGGGCCGAGCCGCUCCGCGGGCCGAGCGGAGGCAGGAUGGUUUACAUCUCGAACGGACAAGUGUUGGACAGCCGGAGUCAGUCCCCAUGGAGAUUAUCUUUGAUAACAGAUUUCUUCUGGGGAAUAGCAGAGUUCGUGGUUUUGUUUUUCAAGACUCUGCUUCAGCAAGACGUGAAAAAGGGAAGAGGCUUUGGAAAUUCAUCUGAUUCCAGAUAUGAUGAUGGAAGAGGACCGCCAGGAAACCCUCCUAGAAGAAUGGGUCGAAUCAAUCAUCUGCGGGGCCCAAGUCCUCCUCCAAUGGCUGGUGGAUGAGGAAGGUAA